AUGGAACAAAAGCUCUCUUACACCCGCUUCACCAACGUGCCUGAGCCCGCUUCUCCAGCGUCGCAUUGGUGCUUCGGAGCCAGACGCCUGCCAGGCCCUGGUGCCCAGGGGACAUGGCGGGGGCAGGGGACGGGGGUGGGGGGGAUCCUCAAUGUCUGCCCUCAGAAGAUGCCCGCAUCUGAAGGAGAACGGUACCACAACACAGGUAUUGCAGGAAUAACUGAAGCAGUUAAGGAGAUUACACUGGAAAGCAAGGACCGUAUAAAACUCCAAGAUUGUUCAGCACUAAGUGAAGAGGAAGAAGAGGAAGAUGAAGGAGAAGCUGCAGAUAUGGAAGAAUAUGAAGAGAAUGGAUUGUUGGAAACAGAUGAGGCUACCCUAGACACAAGAAAAAUAGUAGAAGCUUGUAAAGCUAAAACUGAUGCUGGAGGUGAAGAUGCUAUUUUGCAAACCAGAACUCACGACCUUUACAUCACUUAUGAUAAAUACUACCAGACACCACGACUAUGGUUGUUUGGCUAUGAUGAGCAACAGCAGCCUUUAACAGUUGAGCACAUGUAUGAAGACAUCAGUCAAGAUCAUGUGAAGAAAACAGUGACCAUUGAAAAUCACCCUCAUCUCCCACCACCUCCUAUGUGUUCAGUUCACCCAUGCAGGCAUGCUGAGGUGAUGAAGAAAAUCAUUGAGACUGUUGCAGAAGGAGGGGGAGAACUUGGAGUUCAUAUGUAUCUUCUAAUUUUCUUGAAAUUUGUACAAGCUGUCAUUCCAACAAUAGAAUAUGACUACACAAGGCACUUUACAAUGUAA
This is a messenger RNA of Lemur catta (Ring-tailed lemur), 807 nucleotides long. Its product is annotated as ubiquitin-like-conjugating enzyme ATG3. Gene Ontology annotation, biological process: autophagy of mitochondrion; autophagosome assembly; nucleophagy. The coding region runs from base 1 to 807 and encodes 268 amino acids. The record is from RefSeq and is a predicted model, not a curated record. Gene Ontology annotation, molecular function: Atg8-family ligase activity. The transcript has 3 exons. Gene Ontology annotation, cellular component: cytoplasmic ubiquitin ligase complex; cytosol. NCBI's taxonomy places the organism in Eukaryota, Metazoa, Chordata, Mammalia, Primates, Lemuridae.